AAGAAGAUGAUGAAGAAACAGAUGAUAGUGAUACCUGGGAACCCCCUCGGCAUGUUAAGCGGAAACUCUCUAAAUCAGAUGAUUAAAAUGCUGAAAACGACCACAGCGCUGCAUGCCUUCGUUUGACUACAACUCCCAGAAUGCCCAGGAGGCGGCUUCUGGGAGGAAAGCCGGGCGCGAGGGCUACACCGGAGCGGCUCUGCGCAUAUGUAUCUCUUCGACUCCGCCCUCUUUCCAUCUUUUUCCCCUUGCCCCUCCCCCCCUUUCCUGACCUCCGGCCAUGGAGUCGCACUCUUUCUUUCCUGUGCUAGGCGCCGAGUUCGAGGACUCGGUGUUUGAAGAAUGGCCGCGGUCGCGGGAGCGCGAGCCUCCGCCGGCCUACUGCGCCAAACGCUGCGAGCCGCAGUGGUUUUAUGAAGAAACAGAAAGACAGGAUGAAGCUGAAAUACUCACCAUCAAGAAAUUUAGAGGAGACUUGGCAUACCGGCAACAAGAAUUUCAGAAAGCACUUCAGGAAUACUCCAGUUGCUUUGAACUCUUGUCACCUACCAACUUUGCCAUGAGAAGAGAUGUCCAAGAAGGGCAGGCUCGAUGUUUAACUUACCUGGGAAGGCAUAUGGAAGCAUUGGAAAUUGCUGAAAAAUUGGAGAAUGGAGCCAGUAACAGUGACCAUUUAACGACUGUACUCUACCUCCAGCUCACUAUUUAUUCAAAUAUGAAGAACCUAGAGGAAACAAUACUGUGCCUACAAAAACUAAUUUCUUUGCAUCAUUUUAAUCCAUGGAACUGGGUCAAGCUUGCAGAGGCUUACUUGAGUUUUGGACUAACUCUCUCAGCCUCAUUUACAUCAUCUCAGAAAGACAGCAGUUUUACCCCAAGUGACCAAGAAUUCAGAACCCCUUUCCCAUCACCAAAAAAAGAUCCUUCUCUAUUUUUAUUCAAAAUCUUGAAUGGAGACUCUGAGUUUUCUCUGGGAACAAGUGAAAACUCUAUCAGGGAUGUGCAGCCUGAGGCACCUUUCCAUCUGGCAUGUCAGUCCUGGGUACCCUCAGUAUGGGCAUGGACUCAAAUGAAGGCUUGUGCCUCAUUUGUCAGAGCCAGGCUUUUGCUUCAGCUCACUCAGUCUCAGCAAACAUCUUUUGCGUUAGAGAAGAACUUCAAAGCUCAGGAGGAAAUUGAAGAUAGACUAAAAGGAUUCGACUUUGAAGAAGAAACUUUAUUACUGAUUUCUGAGGUUAUGAGAGAAGAUCUCAUUCCAGAAAAAAUAAAAGAUGAAGUUCAUGCAGAGGUGAAAUGUGUGGGCUCUGAAGCCUUGACUGCCCUGGUAAUCGCAUCUUCUAAAGAAUUUGAAGACAAAUGGUUCAGAAAGAUCAAAGACCAUUUAUGUCCUUUUGAAAAUCUGUUUCACACAGAGAUACACAUCUCGCCUUAGCAGCCCAUUAAAACAAA
Messenger RNA from Sarcophilus harrisii (Tasmanian devil), 1449 nucleotides. RefSeq lists its product as uncharacterized. NCBI's taxonomy places the organism in Eukaryota, Metazoa, Chordata, Mammalia, Dasyuromorphia, Dasyuridae. The transcript is spliced from 7 exons. The record is from RefSeq and is a predicted model, not a curated record. Gene Ontology annotation, molecular function: protein binding. Bases 281 to 1432 code for a protein of 383 amino acids.